Messenger RNA from Pelodiscus sinensis (Chinese soft-shelled turtle), 5007 nucleotides. NCBI's taxonomy places the organism in Eukaryota, Metazoa, Chordata, Testudines, Trionychidae. The record is from RefSeq and is a predicted model, not a curated record.
AUGGCGUCCACAUGUGCCUAUCAUAAUGCGUGGUGGUCUUCAUCCAGUGCAUCAAAUGUUGCAACAGACAUGUGGGUGAAGGUAGACAAUCCCCAUUCUCAAGUGAACUGUCAUAGAAAAAUUAUGAAAGAUAAAAAUAACAUAUCACCAAUGAGCAAAUACAUUUCACAAAGUGAUCACCUCAUCUCUGGCAUUAAUGUAUUCUCUUAUACAGAAUUAUCUUCUCAGAAGAAAUUUGAUGAAAUUAAGAAGGCUAAUCAAGCAGCAGCAAAAAAGUUUGUUGAAGCCCAGUUCAGUUCUUCUGAAGAAGAUGACAAUGAGAUUGAAGGAAAACAUGGAACGAUAUUGGCCAAAACAUUCACAACAUAUACUAUUCAAACUGAUGGAGAUGCAAGUGAACUAGAACGCACAAGACAAUAUGUGAAUGAAGCAUUCCAGUCUGGGGCUUUAACAUGUUUGAUUUGUAUUGCUUCAGUUAAGAGGAACCAAGCUGUCUGGAGCUGUUCUGGAUGUUUUUGUAUAUUUCACAUGCCAUGUAUCCAAAAGUGGGCUAAGGACAGCCUUUUUCUUGUAUCUUCUCCUUUGACAGAUGAUGAUUUUGGGAAGAAAGAUUAUCCAUGGCCUUGUCCAAAAUGUAGGUUUGAGUACAAACGAUCUGAAACUCCGACUCGAUACUACUGCUACUGUGGGAAGGUAGAGGAUCCAGAGUUGGACCCAUGGCUGGUACCUCACUCAUGUGGCCAAGUAUGUGAAAAGGAGUUUAAGCCUCCAUGUGGGCAUAAGUGCCUUCUGCUCUGUCACCCAGGUCCUUGUCCUCCUUGCCCAAAGGUGGUCACAACAGCCUGUUAUUGUAAGAAGGCUAAACCAGUGCCACGAAGGUGCAGUACCAAAGAAUGGUCAUGUCAGCUGCCAUGUGGUCGAAAGCUGCCAUGUGGACAGCACAAUUGUGAGAACCCUUGUCACCCAGGAAAUUGUCAGCCCUGCCCACGAGUCAGUAAACAAAGGUGUAUCUGUGGUAGACAAAUAGCAGAAAGGCUCUGUGCAAGUCCAUUUUGGCAGUGUGAGCAGGUGUGUGGAAGAACUUUGCCUUGUGGUAAUCACACAUGUGAACUAGUUUGUCACUCUGGUCCCUGUGGAGAAUGUCCUCGGUCUGGCAAAAGGCCCUGUCCAUGUGAAAAAUCAAUGUUUUUUUUGCCUUGUACGGAAGAUGUACCUACAUGUGGAGAUAGUUGUGACAAAGUUCUUGAAUGUGGAAUCCAUAGGUGUUCACAGCGUUGUCAUCGUGGUCCCUGUGAAAUUUGUAGACAGGAAGUUGAAAAGCAGUGCCGUUGUGGAAAGCAUACUAAACGCAUGCCAUGUCAUAAACCGUAUCUGUGUGAGACGAAGUGUACUAAAAUUCGCGAUUGCCAGAAACACCAGUGUAAGAGAAAGUGUUGUUCUGGAAACUGUCCACCUUGUGAUCAACUCUGCGGACGGACUUUAGGAUGUAGAAAUCACAAAUGUCCUUCAGUUUGCCAUAGAGGUAGUUGCUAUCCAUGUCCAGAGACAGUAGAUGUGUUGUGCAGUUGUGGUAAAACUAUUCUCAAAGUACCAUGUGGCAGAGAACGUAGCACCAAGCCUCCGAAAUGCAAAGAGCUUUGCAGUCGGCCACCAACUUGCCAUCAUACCAGCCAAGAGAGACACAGUUGUCACUUUGGCCCUUGCCCUGCAUGUCGUCAGCCCUGCCGGAAAGUGUUAAAGUGCGGCCACUUAUGUCCUGCUUCUUGCCAUGAUGAAGCUCUUGUGAAGCAAACUGGCUUGCACCAACCUGCUGGUCCCUGGGAACAGCCAUCUGAGCCAACUUUUAUUCAAACUUCAUUACCUUGCCCCCUGUGUCAGGUUCCUAUACCAACGGAAUGCCUUGGGCAGCAUGAGGUGAGUCCAUUACCAUGUCACUCUGCUGGCCCCUACUCGUGUAAAAGAUUUUGUGGACGACUGCUUGAUUGUCAGAAUCACACCUGCAUGAAAGAAUGUCAUAAAUUUACUAAAGUAAAUGGAAAUGCUGAGAGGCAAAAGGCUAGUCCAGAAUGUUCUCAAUGUGAGGAGGUGUGUACCAAGCCACGACCACGAGGCUGCCCUCACUUGUGCAUUUUGCCCUGUCACCCUGGCCAAUGUCCACCGUGUGUCCAAAUGCUUAAAAUGAAGUGUCACUGCAAACUCACAAACCUGUAUAUUGAGUGCAUAAAAAUAACUUGUGCUGACUUAAAAGAAAAGGAUCUUCUCAGUUCCUGCAAAAAUCAGUGUCCAAAAGAGUUGUCCUGUGGUCAUCGCUGUAAAGAGAUUUGCCAUUCAGGUGAUUGUCCUCAAAAUUGCAACCAGAAGGUUAAAAUCAGAUGUCCAUGCAAGAGAAUUAAAAAGGAAUUACAAUGCAGCAAGGUACAAGAAGGCCAGGUUUCACUAGACUGUGACACGUUGUGUAAGGAAAUGAAACGGAAAGCAUCUGAGAUAAAAGAGGCUGAAGCCAAAGCUGCUGUUGAAGAAGAAAAACGAAGGCAACAGGCUGAACUAGAAGCCUUUGAGAACCGGUUAAAAGGACGACGAAAAAACAAGAGAAGAAAGGAUGAAAUAGAAGUUGAACAAUCAAUGUGGCAAAAGUAUAAGAAUUUUAUCAUGCUGCCAGUAUGUGGAGUUGCUGUUGUGAUGCUUGCAUGGCUGGUGGCUUACAACAACUGAAAUAACUUUGAUCUUUUGUAAUAUACAUCAGUUGGUCUUUACAUAGCUCUUACAACUAGAACGUUAGUCUGUAUAUAAAAGAACUUUAUGCUUAUAGUUCAAUUGUACAGUUUUCUCCUAACAAAAUAAUUGUUGUCAUGGGGGAAAAACAAAAAGAAUGAGAAGCGUUUAAAUUUUAGCUAACACAAAAAGAUUAAUUCAAAAUAGAGUAAUUUAAAGCUGUAUAGUGCAUGUAAUAUUGCAGUUUAUUCUGACCAGUUUCAUCAGCUGUUAUAAGAUAUUGUAUUAUUUCUCAUUAACUCUACUUUGCAAUGUUAAGCAUGUUUUUGGGUUUUUUUACGCAGUUGUACUGCGUUGUUGAGUGGUGGUAUGACCCUAGAUUAGAAUACCAUUUUUUCAGAUUUGGCCUGGCCUCCUCUGUAAUGGUGAAGGGGUGGCACCAGGCCACAACUCAGUGGUGUAAAGGCAGCACACUGAAGUGUUGCCUAGGAUAGCAGAUUGUCUUGUACUUUUUUAUUUUUAUUCUUUGAUUUAGAUAAAUCAUAAUUCAUACAAAACAAAAUAGAUCCAUCCUUCAGCAACUUUUAUCAUUAUCAAUUUAUUGAUAAGGAACUUCAAAUGGUCUAGAAGACUUAGGCAUUCCAUAUCCACAGGUUAUAAGUCUGUGCAAAAUCCUUAAGAUGUUAUGGGGAAAUGUCAGCUUUCUUCACAAAAAUUAUUUUCUUUAUUUGUUCAGUUGCAGAUAGUGCAGUGGGUUUGAUGUUACUGUUCAAAUCCUGAAUUUUUUUUUGUGCCUCCAAAAAAGAAAGAGGGGGGGGAAAAGUAAAAGCCUAAUGGAAUUGCAGACUUGUGCUGGUCUCGUGCGUUGCUUGAUAGUGUAUUGGCACUUUUGCCCAAAGCAGAAAGGCACAUUGCAGUGUGAAAUUGAAGGCAAGCCUCCUGCAUGUCAAUCAAGUUAAAUGUUCAUGUUUGAAUAUUUAACUACUCGUACAGCAGUACAAACUGUUAACUGAAUUUACUCAAACAUUCAAGAGUAUGUGUUCUUGUAAAGUUAUCUUGAUGAUUCUUGGUAGUUGUAUUUAAAAUAUUUAAUAGUCUAGAUGAGCUUUCCCUGACAUUUUUUUAAAUAUUAAAGGAUGUUGUUAACCUAUAAUGCCUAAAAUUUGACCCGUAUUGAAAGUUAUAGGGGAAGUAGUGUUAUCUCAAAUAAGGGAAUAGAUAUUAAUGGAAAAAAUGAAUUUCUAGAAUUGUGCUAACUUUUUGCCAUGAUGAUACUUUAGUAAAAAAAUCAUAUUGAUUUUAAAUUUUUCCAAAAGAUGACCAAAAAUGUUUUGUGAAAACAAAACAAGGGCCUGCCUUCUGUAAUCCAGACUCUUAAAUAGACCAGUAGUCUUGUUGAAGGCAGUUAGAUCACUUGCCUGAAUUAUGAGUUAAAGCCACAGGUUGGUCUUUUCAUAGGAUGAAUGUGACCAUAUUAUUAAAGGUGCUCCAUGUGAAAUAUUGCAAAGCAGUUUAUACCUUCUUGUAAUUCUGGUUUAACAGCAGGAGAACUAUUUUGUCAUCGAAAGUUGCAGAAUGUUGCCGUUUCCAGAUUUCGAUUUUUUUUUUUUAAAGUAAAGAUGAUUGGUUCUUUUUUUACCACCUAAAUUGAAAAAUAAACUAAUUGGUGGUCAGUUACAAUGGGAUUAUGGUUUUUAUAGGUUUUUUUAAAUGGUAUUGCUAAUUUUAGUUUGACUAUUUUAAAAACUGUUCAGAAAUAUCUAUGUAUAUUAUGAGUUAUCAAUUAUUACAUAAGGAUUUGAAAAAUGCACUAGGCACGAAUGGGAUCUCAAAGCUUUGCUGUCUUGUAACACCUGUUUUUUUUGUUUUUUUGGUUUUUUUUUAAACAAAUUUCCUUUACAGUAUAAGGGAAAAACACGCAGGUUUUUCUUCUUUCAUAGAUUCCUUCAGUAAUGAGUAAAGUCUUAUUCCAAAUCCAUAACAUAAAUGUGAACUUUGUCCUUCAGCCCAGAGAGCAAACAGUAUUUUUUUUGUGAACAUGUGUGCCAAAUCUACCUGUUGACGCAGACAGAGGUGAGAAGAGGUGGCGAUUUACCUUAAACAGACAUAUGAAGAUAGUCUGUUUCAUGGUCCAAUAUUAUGUUAUGGAUCUGUUUGAAGCAGACGUGAUGUCAAUAUGAUCAGGGCUUUGAAUAAUUUCUCAUUGUACUGGAAAUUAACUCAUUUUUUACGACAGUAUUGGCUGUUACUUUACAAUUUAUUUGUUUAAAUAAAGAAUCUGCCUGCUUAGCUCUA